AUGAUUUCUUAAUUUACUAAACCAAAAAGAAAAAUGGAGCAUCCUGAUUAUGCACCAUAUCCAUUAAGGAGACCAGGCCCAGGUUAGGAUGACAGAAAGAGCGAUAUCCCAUUAGAUUAUAAUUUAAAGGAAUUUAAUUUUGCAAGCAAAACUUUAACCAAAAAAAUUGUUUGGAAUGAUUUAAGGGCAAUAGCAUUAAGUGAUUCGUUGGAUAAAGGAGCCAUAUUUGUGGAAACUAAUGAAGGAUCGGUGGUUGUGAAAGGGUACCCCAAUAUUGCUUAAGGAUACUUUUUUUCAUAAUUAGCAAUUGUGUUAGGAAUCCCAGUUCCAAAUAAGAGAAUUGUUAGAUGGGACUCAAGUGAAUUCAAAGUUCUAACUAAGGAAUUAUAAAGAGCAACGUUUAUGAUAAAAUAAUUGCAUUAAAAAAUAACAAAUAGACUUGAGAAUCCUUAUUUAGAGAUCUAAGAGUAUUUGCCUGGAAUAACACUAUCUUAUAUGGGAAAGGCAAGGGCUGGAAAAAUAUUCAACUUCUAUGAUCCACAAAGCAGACAUCGAUUAAUCAAAGUUGGAUUUCUUAUGGGUUUAGAUAUUUUCAUAAAUAAUCCAAGUAGAUUCCCUUUAGAGAUCUGGAAAAAUAGUGGAAAUUCAGAACAUAUGAUUGCCAGAACAGAACCUAAAUACACUGACACAACAAAGGAUUUGCAUGAUAUUGAUAAUCUAUCUUUUGAUUAUGAAUAUAUUUAUGGGUUGGAUAGUUAUUCUUUUGAGAGACCACCCAGUUACUAUACAAAUGUUGAAGAGUUUUUAAAUAAAGUAUUUUUAGAAAUGAAAUCAAUCAUGCAAGCCUAAUUGGAUCCUCUUUAUGAGACAAAAGAUUAGAAGUAUUUAAAUAAAUUUAUUGUUUUUUCUAUUUAGAAUUGAAUGUUUAAAUGAAUUCAAAUAACUUGUUUACGAUCAUACACUAUACGAAAUUAAGGAGAUGUCUUUGCUCUAAGUCCUUCUCGGCAUAGUGUUGACUAUUGAUAACAUAGUUGACAUGGGACCUGUACGUUUGAGAACUCUCUGGGAAUCAGUGACAGUUGAAACCGACUGGAAUAAUGCCUGGAUGAAGAAUCUAUAAGGAAUCAAUAUGGAUUUUCUGGAAUCUAUGAUUUCUAUCUUUUAAAAGUUUUGUACAAUCUAUGAGGAUGUUGUUAAAUAUAGUAAAGACAUUACUCUAAAUCAAUAUUCAUUUGACGAAUAAAAAUAUCUUGAAAUUAUAAUGAUGAAUCCAAAAAUAAAGGAAAGAAUUGAAAAAGAGAGAGAAAAUGAUCUAAUGAACUCUUAAAAACUAGAUUAAUCAGAGGUUGUAGAUGAAGAUGAAGGUGAAGUCUUAGAGCGUAAUUUAAAUGACGCAGAAUUGGACAGAAAAAUUGAGGAGAUGUUUAUGAUUGAUCCUAAAGACAUUCCUAAGGGAGAGAACAAAAAUCAAAAAUAAAAGAAGCCAUUAACUCCAUAAGAAUAACAACAAUAAGAACUAGAAAAGAAAAAAUAUGGAGGUAUUUUGGCCAAAAAAUUAUAUGAAAAUGAAUGA
Messenger RNA from Paramecium octaurelia, 1573 nucleotides. The record is from the annotation of a GenBank genome assembly. Lineage: Eukaryota; Ciliophora; Oligohymenophorea; Peniculida; Parameciidae.